AUGGAGCCAGUCCAGUCCAGCCAUGGAGCCAGUCCAGUCCAGCCAGGGAACCAGUCCAGUCCAGCCAUGGAACCAGUCCAGUCCAGCCAGGGAACCAGUCCAGUCCAGCCAGGGAACCAGUCCAGUCCAGCCAGGGAACCAGUCCAGUCCAGCCAGGGAGCCAGUCCAGUCCAGCCAGGGAACCAGUCCAGUCCAGCCAGGGAACCAGUCCAGUCCAGCCAGGGAACCAGUCCAGCCAGACAGGUCGUCCAGCCAGGGAGCCAGUCCAGUCUAACCAGGGAGCAGCAGAAGCUCCAUUUGACUCUAGCUGACUCCACCACUCAACCCAGUCCCAGCCCCCCAGUCCCAGCCCUCCAGACUCAACCCUUCAGUCCCAGCCCUCCAGCCACCUCGCCCCCAGUCCCAGCCCUCCAGUCCCAGCCCUCAAGCCACCCGCCCCCAGUCCCAGCCCUCCAGUCACCUCACCCCCAGUCCCAGCCCCCUCCAGCCACCUCUCAACCCAGUCUCAGCCUUCCAGAUCCAGCCUUCCAGCCACCUCUCCCCCAGUCCCAGCCCUCCAGACCCAGCCCCCAGUCACCUCGCCCCCAGUCCCAGCCCUCCAGACCAAGCCCUCCAGCCACCUCUCCCCCAGUCCCAGCCCCCAGCCACCUCGCCACCAGUCCCAGCCCUCCAGACCCAGGCUUCCAGACCCAUCUCUCCACCAGACCUAGCCACCCAGCCCUCCAGUCACCUCGCCCCCAGUCCCAGCCCUCCAGACCAAGCCCUCCAGCCACCUCUCCCCCAGUCCCAGCCACCCAGCCACCUCGCCACCAGUCCCAGCCCUCCAGACCCAGCCUUCCAGCCACCUCUCCACCAGACCUAGCCACCCAGCCCUCCAGUCACCUCGCCCCCAGUCCCAGCCCUCCAGUCCCAGCCUUCCAGUCACCUCUCCCCAGACCCAGCCCUCCAGACCAAGCCCUCCAGCCACCUCUCCCCAGUCCCAGCCCUCCAGUCACCUCGCCCCCAGUCCCAGCCCUCCAGUCCCAGCCCUCCAGUCACCUCUCCCCAGACCCAGCCCUCCAGACCAAGCCCUCCAGUCACCUCGCCCCCAGUCCCAGCCCCCAGCCACCUCAUCCCCAGACCAAGCCCUCCAGCCACCUCUCCCCCAACCCAGCCCUCCAGACCAAGCCCUCCAGUCACCUCGCCCCCAGUCCCAGCCCUCCAGACCAAGCCCUCCAGUCACCUCGCCCCCAGUCCCAGCCCCCAGCCACCUCGCCCCCAGACCAAGCCCUCCAGCCACCUCUCCCCCAGUCCCAGCCCCCAGCCACCUCGCCACCAGUCCCAGCCCUCCAGACCCAGGCUUCCAGACCCAGCCCUCCAGCCACCUCUCAACCCAGUCUCCGCCCUCCAGUCCCAACCCUCCAGACCCAGGCUUCCAGCCACCUCUCCACCAGACCUAGCCACCCAACCCUCCAGUCACCUCGCCCCCAGUCCCAGCCCUCCAGACCCAGCCUUCCAGCCACCUCUCCCCAGUCCCAGCCCCCAGCCACCUCUCCCCAGUCCCAGCCCUCCAGCCACCUCUCCCCAGUCCCAGCCUUCCAGUCACCUCGCCCCCAGUCCCAGCCCCCAGCCACCUCGCCCCCAGACCAAGCCCUCCAGCCACCUCUCCCCCAGUCCCAGCCCCCAGCCACCUCGCCACCAGUCCUAGCCCUCCAGACCCAGGCUUCCCGACCCAGCCCUCCAGCCACCUCUCAACCCAGUCUCAGCCCUCCAGUCCCAACCCUCCAGACCCAGGCUUCCAGCCACCUCUCCACCAGACCUAGCCACCCAGCCCUCCAGUCACCUCGCCCCCAGUCCCAGCCCUCCAGACCCAGCCUUCCAGCCACCUCUCCCCAGUCCCAGCCCCCCAGCCACCUCUCCCCAGUCCCAGCCCCCAGCCACCUCUCCCCAGUCCCAGCCUUCCAGCCACCUCUCCCCAGUCCCAGCCCUCCAGCCAUCUCUCCCCAGUCCCAGCCCCCCAGCCACCUCGCCACCAGUCCCAGCCCUCCAGACCCAGCCUUCCAGCCACCUCUCCACCAGACCUAG
Messenger RNA from Oncorhynchus nerka (sockeye salmon), 2064 nucleotides. RefSeq lists its product as uncharacterized. Bases 1 to 2064 code for a protein of 687 amino acids. Lineage: Eukaryota; Metazoa; Chordata; Actinopteri; Salmoniformes; Salmonidae. The transcript is spliced from 3 exons. The record is from RefSeq and is a predicted model, not a curated record.